AUGGAGGAGGAUGCACCCACCCGUCGGCCAAUCAAUACGCGCGAUGCAAGAAGCGAAAGUGCGGUCGCCCCUGUGGCACCGAUAAAUCCGCCUCGCGGCCAACAGUUUUCGGUCAACGCCCCAGGUCUUAGAAAAUCGACCGAAGACAAUUUACCCCCGAGAACGAGUUAUAUCAUCGAAGACAACGAAGAGAAGAGAGAUUUGGGAACGAAAGAAAGCGAGGCGAAAUGGGGCGAAUUCAAUGCGGAAUUAGAUCGAAUAGAACGCGAAGAUCGCGAAAUACGAAUUCGUUUGUCGAAUCUUUACAACGAUGGUCCGGAGUUACAGUCAGCAUCGAGGACAAAUCAGCAGUAUGAAGAAGACCUUCUUCCUCGGCCAACACAAUCCAAGAGCUAUAAACAAACCCCUCCAAUGUUCGACGUCACCCUUUUGGAAUCAGCACCGUCAGAACUCCAGCUCGAGCGAUCGAAAGAAGCUCUUCUUGUGAAUUCGAUUGCGGAAAAUGUGCUGACCAAACUCGUCGACGAUGUAUUCAUUGAAGCUGAAAACAUAAUGGGCGAGUACGUCGAUCAAAUAUACCAAGAAGAACUUAACGGGAUGGACGAGUUCUCGGCAAUAUCAAUCAUUGCCUCCUCCAUGAUGUCAAGUCGUUCCCAAUCGACCAUGCGCAACCAAGCAACCCUCAAUGAGUCGCAGGCAACUGCUCAGACAAUUACCGAACUCGAGCUCUCCGAAUCAAGAGAUACUGAAACACAUUCCAUUGUGACUUGA
This is a messenger RNA of Oikopleura dioica, 771 nucleotides long. The record is from the annotation of a GenBank genome assembly. Lineage: Eukaryota; Metazoa; Chordata; Appendicularia; Copelata; Oikopleuridae.